AUGUCUGAAACCACACCAUUCCAAAUUCCUACUACUGGAGAUCUUCAUUGGUUUAAAGUACCACCAAAAGUAUUCUUUGAACCAUUUUCUAUUAGAUAUCUUGCAGAACUUAAAGACCUUAGUAAAAUUUUUAUUGUUUCUGAUCGUAUGGUUUAUAAAUUAGGAUAUGUUGAAAGAAUAAUGGAGAUAUUAAAGAGAAGAAGAAAUCAAGUUGAAAUUGAAAUUUAUAUUGAUGUUCCAAUUGAACCAACUACAAAAGCUAUUACAGAAGCAUUAAAUGUCAUAAAUACUUUUAAUCCAGAUAAUAUUAUUGCUAUUGGAGGUGGAUCAGUUAUGUGUGUAGCUAAAAUUAUGUGGAUGUUAUAUGAACAUCCAGAAAUUAAAAUUAAAGAUAUACCAACUCAAUUUGUUAAUAUUAAAGAAAAUGUUUUUAAUGGACCAGAAGUUGGUGAAAAAGCACGUUUAAUUUGUGUUCCAACUACAUCAGGAACUGGAUGUGAAGUUUCUCCAUUUUGUAUAUUAGUUGAUGAAAAAACUAAUACCACAUAUCCAAUUGCACAUUAUAAUUUAAUUCCAUCUGUUGCUAUUAUUGAUCCAGAAUUUACUUAUACUGUACCUAAAAGAACAUUUGCUGAUAAUGGAUUUGAUAUGUUAUCUCAUUCUAUUGAAGCAUAUAUUUCUACUUAUGCUAAUGAUUACUCAAAUGGUAUGUGUCUUGAAGCACUUCAAUUAAUUUUUAAAAAUUUAGUUAAUGGUUAUAAUGGAUGUUCUUGUGCUCGUGCUGUUUUACAUAAUGCUUCUACUAUUGCUGGUAUGGCACAUGGUAAUGCGUAUCUUGGACUUGUUCAUGCAUUAGCAUAUAAAAUUGCUAAUCAUUUCCAUAUUCAUCAUGGUAGAGUUGCUGGUAUUUUAUUACCACAUAUUAUUCGAUAUAAUGCAAAAGCACCAGUAGAAGGACAAUCUCAAUUAAAGAAAUAUGAUAUAAUGGAAAGAUUUAGUAAAAUUUGUGAUAGAACAGGAUUAAAUCCAGGAAAUAAUGCUAGUGAAUCACUUGCUUCUGAAUGUGAAUUAUUACUUAAAGGAACAGAAAGUGCAACUGGAUUUGCACAAUGUGGUAUUGAUGAAAAAGAAUGGAAAGAUGCUAUUCAUAAUAUUGCCAUAACUGCUUUAGAAUCACAAUAUAGUAAUUAUAAUCCAAAGAAAGCAACAGUUACUGAACUUUGA
Messenger RNA from Entamoeba dispar SAW760, 1224 nucleotides. Its product is annotated as alcohol dehydrogenase, putative. The record is from RefSeq and is a predicted model, not a curated record. The coding region runs from base 1 to 1224 and encodes 407 amino acids. Gene Ontology annotation, cellular component: mitochondrion. Gene Ontology annotation, molecular function: alcohol dehydrogenase (NAD+) activity; metal ion binding. The transcript has a single exon. NCBI's taxonomy places the organism in Eukaryota, Evosea, Mastigamoebida, Endamoebidae.